UGUUUGCAUUGGUGUGCUCGAGAAGUAAUUGUGGACGAAACCUGAAGAAAAAUAAUUGUUUCGUACGAUUUCUUGUUUUUUUAUUGAGUGGGUUUCGUUCGCGGAUGUACGUUGUAUUGUACUGAUAUUUUAAAUAAAACCAGAUAUUCCGUGGAUAAGCCUUUUUGCUGAAACAAACAGGCAUAGGAAUUUGUUUCGAUUCGUUAUCACGAGAAAAUUUUGUGUGGGUUUAAUUGAGUUCCUCGUGCGCUUGACAGCCGGCAAGCAUCAAAUUGAACGAAGUGGAAGAGUGCUCUUGGUGGUAUUGGUGCAAUUAUCGCUCGGGCAGGCAGUCAGCAAGAAAGUGUCAAAUUUUGUCCAAAAAUUUCAUUCUUGCUGCGGAAUCGACGCUGCGUCGUGGGAAGUUUUUCCGUCAACCCAGUGUUACCGAGAUUAGUUUAAAAGUGCGUAAGAAUGUUGCAGAAAAAGUCAACUGGCGGAGGAUUGUACGAUCCAAUGAUCAUUCCACGCGUUAAGCAGUACCUGGAGGAAAAUGUUCAUCAGACUUAUGUGGAUGUCGGAGUAAUGGCUCGCGAGUUGCAGGAGCGCUAUCGGGAAUACACAAGACGAAAGGCCGUCCCGUUUCGAAUGCUGGUGGAACAAGCAUACAAAACAGUACUGCACAGCUACGGAUUGGACAGCAAUCCUUCCAGUGAAAAUGAGGAAGACGGCAAUUCGGAUCUAGAAGUGAUGGAGGAAGGCCCAGGCAGUAACGCUAAUCACAUGAAUGAGACACUGACGAACAUGUAUAUGAACAACAAAAAUAAACCUACGAGCGGCGCGGCCGUAUCCGCUGGAGGUGGAAAUGAUGGAGAAGCGAUUGACAUCAGCAGUGAUGAGGAUGAUGAAGGUGGAAACUCGCGGGAUAAAGAAAAGGCCGUUUCGACAACGAGUGACAGAAUGAAACUGAUUGAAACUCAAAUCGCGUCCAACAAGCAUAUAACGGUAACAAAAGUGAUCCGAGCAGAAAAACCCAGAUCUGGUGACGAAGCAGUUGAUUCCAGCAACGGUAGUACCAAUGGUCCUCGUAAAGCCUCCGACCCGAUGCAGCUGCAACAGCCCAAACGUCGUCGUUUGGAGCAGGGAAAUAUGCCACAAAAUUCCGAAAUCAGCAAUAGUUCGAAUCCGUUGUUCCAGCACCUACAACCAGCUGCUCAACCUCAUUCGAGACCGGUGUCACAGAACGAAAAAGGUAUGGCAUCCAGACCGGAACCGGGACCACCUGCCAAUAAUCUUCGUUCCAAGCGAUUCAAGAAAGAAGUUUGCGCUCGUUUCAUCGAUACGAACUUUGACGAUAUCGGCGGAAUGGAUCGGAUUUUGCGUGAGUUGUGUGAGCUACUGUUGCACGUUAAACAUCCCGAAGUUUAUCGUCAUAUUGGCUUACCACCACCGCGAGGAUUCUUACUGCACGGACCUCCUGGAUCGGGCAAAACUCUGCUGGCUCAAGCAAUCGCUGGACAAUUGAAAAUAGGGCUAAUCGAAGUUCCUGCUACGGAGCUUGUCGGCGGAAUUUCCGGAGAAUCGGAGGAACGCAUUCGAGAAGUUUUCGAACAGGCAGCAGUUCUUUCACCCUGUGUCUUAUUCAUUGAUGAAAUUGACGCCAUCUCUUCGAAUCGCCUGAACGCUCAGAAGGACAUGGAACGGCGUAUCGUUGCCCAGCUGCUGAGCAGUUUGGAUGGUUUACCCAAGUUGGAAGGAGGUGACGGAGUUCUGGUCAUCGGUGCCACUAAUCGUCCCGAUGCACUCGAUCCGGCAUUGCGUCGUGUUGGGCGCUUCGAUCAGGAAAUUUCUCUCGGUAUUCCGGAUCGGGAAGCGAGAGCACAAAUUUUGAAGAUCAUUUGUCGGAACCUCAAAAUCGAACAGUCGAUUGACUACGAUGAGCUGGCCAAACUAACUCCUGGCUAUGUCGGAGCGGAUCUGCUGGCUUUAGUUACACGGGCGGCGACUACCGCUAUUAAGAGGAUGCUCACAGAACGCGAAAGGCUGCAAAUGAUUGCCGAAGCUAAGAGACAAGUUGAACUGGAAGUUCUCCGGCGUAAGAAGGGAGCUGAGGUGCCACCGAAAAAGGACGACGAUGAUGACGAUGUUGCCAUUAUGGACGUCGAAGAUGUUCCGCAAACAGUAACCGCUGCCCAGGGUAAUCUGAAUGGCGAUGUUUCAGCGGAUGACGUCGUUGCCUUGGAAGAUGACGUCGAAGAAGUGGUCAACUUGGACGACGACAAAGAUGAGGCACCGGAAGCGAAGGAAGCCGAAAAGAAAGAGUCUCAAGGUGAUGAUAAAACGGCUGAUGCUGUGAAAGAUUCGGAACAGGUGCAGGUGGUACAGAAGGAGGAAGAAAAGAAGAUUGAGACAAAGGAAGCUGAUGAAGCUGUUGGUGGUGAGAAGAAAGCAGCACCGGAUGCGGGAGAAGCACAGGCAAAUUCUGCUGAAGCUAAACCGGCAGAGGUUGAAAAGAUGGAUGAUAGCGAGGCUACGGACGAAUUGAAGUCGAAAGAAGCGGACAAACAGUCGGAUGGGGCCAAAUCUGGGGAGUUGAAUGAUGAUAUUGAGAUGGUUGCCGACAGUAGUACUUCCGGAGAUAAAGUUGAGGCACGGGAAACAACCUCAUCCAGUGAAGUUGAAAAGGCACCGGCAGAAACCAGUGCAGCCGAAGACAAUGCUGAGGUGGUUUCAAAUAAUGUGGAAAUCGAUGAACCGUUGUGCGAAGACAUGGAAUCAGACCCACUGCCUCCCGCCGUUCUGACUUUAGAUAAAUUGCUGAAUCUGCUGCUGGACCACAGCAAUCCUCUACCGGACGAGGAAUUGGAAUGCCUAAGCAUUGAACGGGACGAUUUCAUUCAAUCGCUGAAAUCCGUACAACCGUCGGCCAAACGGGAAGGUUUUAUAACUGUGCCGGAUGUAACCUGGAACGAUAUCGGUUCUCUGGGUGACAUCCGGGAGGAGCUGAAGCUGGCAAUUUUAGCCCCGGUGAAAUUCCCGCAACGUUUGAAACUUCUGGGACUGAAUACACCUUCGGGGGUGCUGCUCUGCGGUCCUCCCGGUUGUGGUAAAACCUUACUCGCAAAGGCAGUUGCCAACGAAGCUGGAAUCAAUUUCAUUUCCGUGAAGGGACCAGAGUUGUUAAAUAUGUACGUCGGUGAAUCGGAACGUGCAGUCCGCCAGUGUUUCCAGCGAGCCCGUAAUUCUGCUCCGUGUGUAAUCUUCUUCGACGAAUUCGAUUCGCUGUGUCCGAAACGGUCGGACAGUGCGGAAGCCGGUGCCGGUACGCGUGUCGUCAAUCAGCUGCUUACCGAAAUGGAUGGCAUCGAAGACCGGAAGGGAGUGUUUCUGAUGGCAGCCACAAAUCGACCGGACAUUGUCGAUCCGGCCGUGCUUCGUCCCGGUCGACUGGACAAGAUUCUGUACGUGGGACUGCCGGACGAACCGGAUCGGGUGGAUAUACUGAGAGCGCUUACCAAGGAUCGUACUCAACCUCCGCUGGCCGACGAUGUCGACUUGAGCAUCAUCGCCCGAUUGACGGAAGGUUUCACCGGUGCCGAUCUGGCUGGACUCGUGCGGCAAGCCUCGUUACAAACUCUCAAGGACUCGAUAGCUGCUUGCAGCAGCGAAGACAAUAGUUUAGCCGAUUCGGAGGAACUACUCAAGGUGGGACUGGUCCACUUCAAAGAAGCGAUACGUGGCAUCAAACCUUCCGUCAAUGAAGAGGACAAGAAACACUACGAACGGUUGAAGCUUAAAUACGGAACACCAGCAGCGCAAUGAGCACAUUGUAUCCAAUAUAGCAUUUUAAGGGCAGGAUUUAGCAUUUUAUCAAUUAAGAAUCAAAACACUGAUACAAAUCUUACUACUCGUAGUCAGAAGCAGUUAAUUCCCUAAAUUAACGAUUAUUCUUAUUCGAGAUGUAGAAAGCGUAGUUUUUGUUUCCGCUGUCUCCGGAAAACGAAACAACCUAGUUUAUUACAAACUAAGCCACUGGACGAGCCUCGAGCAUUAAAAUGUAUUUAGAUGAUUAAAAACACUUAUUCAGAACGCAGGUCCUUCAAUCCCCAAGAAUUGAUUCUUGUUUAAGUACAUUACUACUAUAUUGAAGAUAAUUCUGUUUUGUGAACACAGAUAUUUGUAUCUCUGGAACAAACCGAUUUUGGUAUUUCGCUUGAGAUUCUGUAAGAAAAAAUAGAACUAUACGGAAACACUGAACUACAGGACACAAAAGUAUGUAACAGGAAAUAAAUACCUUGGAGUCUA
Messenger RNA from Malaya genurostris, 4284 nucleotides. It is a transcript of the gene smid, whose product is annotated as nuclear valosin-containing protein-like. Gene Ontology annotation, molecular function: ATP hydrolysis activity; ATP binding; preribosome binding. Gene Ontology annotation, biological process: ribosome biogenesis. Gene Ontology annotation, cellular component: nucleus. NCBI's taxonomy places the organism in Eukaryota, Metazoa, Arthropoda, Insecta, Diptera, Culicidae. The coding region runs from base 454 to 3801 and encodes 1115 amino acids. The transcript has 7 exons. The record is from RefSeq and is a predicted model, not a curated record.